This is a messenger RNA of Knipowitschia caucasica, 813 nucleotides long. The record is from the annotation of a GenBank genome assembly. NCBI's taxonomy places the organism in Eukaryota, Metazoa, Chordata, Actinopteri, Gobiiformes, Gobiidae.
AUGCUGUCUAAGUAUCUGGCGCCCCUGUCAGCUGCCCCUGGGCCCUCCGCCAUGCUCACCCUCCUGAGCUGCGGUCGUAAGUUGCAGACAGUCGGGACUGUGAUCAGAGCAGUGAAUUCCAGUUUUUACUCCACAGAAAUGUCAAAGCGUGUGGCUGUGGUGCUGGCGGGCUGUGGCGUUUAUGAUGGAAGUGAAAUACAUGAGGCUUCGGCUGUUCUGGUGCAUCUGAGCCGAGGAGGCGCAAGUGUGAAUAUGUUUGCCCCCAACAUUGAUCAGAUGCAUGUAAUAAAUCAUCUCAAAGGGGAGCCAUCACAGGAGACGAGGAAUGUGUUGGUGGAGAGUGCCAGGUUGGCCCGUGGAAAUAUCCAGGACCUUUCUAAGCUGAGCGCCAAAGAUCACGAUGCUGUCAUAAUCCCAGGGGGUUUUGGAGCAGCCAAGAACCUGUGCACAUGGGCCGUGCAGGGGAAAGACUGCUCUGUGAAUCCAGAGGUGCAGGCCGUGCUGCAGGCCUUUCACACUGAGGGAAAACCCAUCGGCCUCUGCUGCAUCUCACCUGUGAUCGCCGCCAAAGUGUUCCCUGGAUGUCAGGUCACUGUCGGCAUGGAGAAGGCUGAAAAGUAUCCAAACACCACGGACACAGCAGCAGCGAUUGCUCAGCUGGGAUGCACACAUGUGAGUAAGAGUGUCAGCGAGAGCCACGUGGACGACAAGAACAAACUGGUCACCACCUGCGCCUUCAUGUGUGACGCACCCAUCCACGAGGUCUUUGAUGGCAUCGGUGCCAUGGUGAAGGAUGUGCUAAAACUGGCUUAA